This is a messenger RNA of Owenia fusiformis, 2303 nucleotides long. NCBI's taxonomy places the organism in Eukaryota, Metazoa, Annelida, Polychaeta, Sabellida, Oweniidae. The record is from the annotation of a GenBank genome assembly.
AUGAAUAACUCCUUCCCCACAUUGUCUACAUCUUCCAAGUUUGCACAAAGAGUGCACUUCUGUGCCUCGAAAAGCCUUGUGAGAAGUGAACGUGUAAGUAUAAUGAUGCGUACAGACAUUAGGGUACCUACUAAACAAUGGCUAGGACGAGAUGAAGACUUCUUAGAUUAUCUGGUCAACAAUGAUAAUGAUGCAGAAAAGGCAGAGCCUGUACUCAACUGUUAUGGCCGUGGAAAAAAGCUGCCAUCCUUGAGCAGCCUGAAAUUUCCAGAGAAAUUACUACAGCUCAUGUCAGAAGCAGCUCGAUCCAGUAGCUCCCUUGGUCGGGGGAAAGGUCGGGCAAAGAUUCUCCAACAGGUACCUUCUGAGGAUGCAUAUCCAGGGUCCCACCCAGGGUCACAUCGAGGUUCCCACCCAGGGUCACAUCCAGGAUCAGUGCACAGUGGAGGAAAGCUAAGUUAUAGUAGCAAUGAAAGACUUAGUAAAGGUGACAUUGGGCCUGAUGAUUUUGAAUCUGUAGACACUGACAGCACCCAUGACUCUCUGAAGAGAUACAAGUACAGACCUGCUUAUCAAAGUGGACAGAAGAUUGCACUAGACAAUAAUGAGACAGCUUACAUGAAACCGACUAGUAUCUUAAACCCAUCAAGACCAUUUAAAGGCUUCACUACCAUGGCAUUCCACAGAACCCCUGAUGUGAAGUGUACCGAGGAGUUUCCGACACUUUCUGGUGCAGUGGGCAAGACUAAACAGACAGUUGACAAGAAACAAUGGACUAAGCAACUAAAGGCUGUCAAACCUAAUGAGCCUAUAUUCAAUCAUUCCAAUGAGUUAAACAAUCUCACCACACUAAGGAAAACUGAAACCCACAAUAGCCAGAACAAGAAAAAAUAUUUGAAUGAUGAAGCUAAAAAGCCUAAACUUACACUGGCUAAUGCAUUUGCAAUGCAUCUUCCAACUUGUAGAUCUCAGGCCACACCUCAGCAAGCAUUGAACAUCUCACCAGAUGUUGUAGUUGAGGAAUUAUUCUUUGAAUCUGAGGGAUGCACUGAUGAAAGCAACAUUAAAGUUAUGAAUGCUAAAUACAGCCAAAAUCUUGUAAAUACAUGCACAAACAAACAAUCUCAGGGAAAUUCUGUAUCUAGUGAUAUUGAGCAUGGGAAAUCAUCAGUUCCAUAUUCUGAUCAAUUUCAAGAUGCAGUGGUUGAAAACAAUCAGGUGAACCAAAAGAUAGACAACCAAAAUGAUUUAGGGACAAAGACUCAUGAUGAAGGUGAUCCAAUCCACACAUGUUCUGCUUUGAUUCAGUUUGGACCAUUAAAAAAGGUGACAGGGCCAAAUGUUCUAACGAUGGAGAACCUGCCACUAAGUCUUGAACCAAUCAACCUGGAAGAUACUCUUCUCAUGUAUGGUGCUGUAGAGCACAUCCAAUUGUGUCAGCUAGAUAACUCAAUAACUGCUCAAGUCACGAUGGGAGAUGCAGACCAUGUUAUAUGGAUAAAAGAUGGUUUAGAUGGGGAUGAUGUCAUAUUUGGCCAAACAAUACGGUGCUACUCGAGUGAUUAAAACAACAAAUGGACAAUCAGAUAUAUGAACAUUUAUCCCUUGAUCUUCGGGGAUGUGGAAACAACAUCUAAGAGACUGACCAUCAGAUCCUGAGGGGGACCUAACCUUUUUACCAUCUAUUUUUCAUGAUUUUCUGCGAGAGGUCAUGUGAAAGUUUUAAUAGUACACAGGCAAAUUAUAUCAGGCCCCGUACAAGCUUGAACAAGGCUCCAAAAUUACGAGUCAGGAUAGGCAAAAAAUCACUCCUCGUUCAGUCCCAUACAGGGCUCGUUUAAAGGGCAAAUUCAAGCAAAUUUGAGGCACGUAAUUAUAAUUUGGAGGCUCGUAGUUUCUAAAUUUGAGGCCCGUACAAGUAUGUACAGGACCCAUAAUAGUAACUUUGAGGACUGUUCGAGCAUUAUAAUUGAACUAUUUUUCCAGCAAGAAAAAAAGAUAAUUCUACCAUUGACCUUUCUUAUCUUAUUACAACUUCGAAUCAUGCCUUAAUUAUGUAAUUAACUUACUGUUAUUACAGAUUAUAGGAAAAGUAAUAUAUUAUUUAUAUGGACAUUUUCCACAAGCUGAUAGCAUUGCUUACCCUGCCAAUUUGUUUCUUCGCUUUAUACUGUUCCAUCCUACAAUUACAGGCUUGUGAAUAUUUUGAAAAUAUCAAUGACAUAUUUAUCCACAUUUCCAUAAUAUCGAAAUCUAAUUUUUGACAUACUCUGUAUUUUAUUUCAUUGAUCACAAAAAGUUCA